Molecule: messenger RNA, 1815 nt
Organism: Leguminivora glycinivorella
Lineage: Eukaryota; Metazoa; Arthropoda; Insecta; Lepidoptera; Tortricidae
Gene: Rad60
Exons: 2
Coding region: 327-1541 (404 amino acids)
Biological process (GO): cytokine production; positive regulation of transcription by RNA polymerase II
Source: RefSeq, a predicted model, not a curated record
AUCGGUGAUUCUAUGUAUUUAUUUCCUGUAGAAUAAUUAUGAAGUAGUUACGUGUAUUUGUACUUUUUAAUAAUAAAAAAUGGGCUAAAAUUAUAAUUGUAAAAUAAUACGAUUCCUUUCUUGUAGCCUCUCGAAAUCGAUAUUUGCGCUCCCAAAACGUAAAUACGUUCUCCGCACUAACGUCAAUUGAUAUCUCUGGCAACUGACAGUUUAAAACUAAACAACCGGUUCGAGCUUGACGCUUGUGUUUGACGUACGUCUUUGUGAUAAUAUACUUGCAAUUUGUGUUUUCUACGAUUGUAUUAUUUAAAUAAUUGUUUAUAAAAAUGUCGUCAUCAGAUUCUGAAGAUGAUAGCUUUUUAAAUCCCACUCAACAACUUAAGUCCAUGAUGAACAAUUUUAAAGCGGAUACGGACUGCAACUUCAACGAUUCCAUACCACUCGACGUUAUACCGACAACAUCGCCGUCAAAACGCAAUAUACAGAACAAAUCUCCGUCAAAGAAGAGAAAAAGAUCUACAGAUUCGUGCAGUAGUGAUGAUAUAACCAUAGAAGACUUCCGUGCUCUAUAUCCAUCUUUGAAAGACACGAGACCCAAACGAACGACCAGAAGUUCAGCAAAGAGGAAUGCAAAUCCACAGAACUCGCCAAACUUGGCUGAUAUUCAAAAGUCAUUGCCUAAACGUAAAAGUAGAAAAAGUAAUGCGAACUCGUCUACCACUAUGGAUACUGAAAUGGCGGGAAAUUCGACUCAAACUGUUCAGAAUGCUCAAGUGGCUCAUAUGGAACCACCGACGCCGCCAUUACGCGGACGAGGCAGAGGACGCGCUCGUGCUCGAGCUAGGGGAAGAAAUAGCACAAACAGUAGGCGUUCCAGGAAUUCACACAGUAUUUUAGACAUACUACAAGCCAUGAUCCCCACCUACAGUGUCGGAAACACAGAUGAAUAUCCCGACCAGUGUGACAACCAACAGUUAUUCAGCAACCAAAAAACGAACGACGUCGUAGAAAUAGAAGACUUAAAUGAAACUCUAGAGGAAAACGAAUUGAUGUCUGUAAAAGUUGAAUGGAGAAGUAAAACGAUAGUAAAAUUCGAGUUACGGAAGUAUCAAAAAUUGACGCCUAUAUUUGAGCAUUUUAGUAAAGCGGAAAAUGUAAGUUAUGAUAAACUGUAUUUUUCGUAUAGAGGUAAAAUUAUACAGCCUGAGGAUACUCCAGACUCGAUAGAAUAUAGUAUUGCUAAAUUUAUUGAAGGUGGAAUUGUUACUCAAAGUGUGGUUGCGGCGUCGAGUAAUGACAAUGAGAUCAGAGACGGUAUAAAACUGAAAUUCCAGUGUCUUAAUGUGAAGAAGCCAUUUGAGAUGAUCGUUGGGCCGGACGACAAGAUGGCUACGGCCAUGUUGAGAUGCGCAGAGCACUUUGAGAAGCCUUUUGAUAAGCUUAAAUUUGAAUUCGACGGUGAUAUUGUUUCAGGUAAAACCACACCAAGAGAAUUGGACCUAGAAGGCGGGGGAUGCAUCGAUGUAAAAAUAUUAAGUUGAAUGAAGUUACAAAUACAUGUUAUUUUAUUUAAGUAUGUUAUAUUUUGUUAUUUUAUUCUUGACAUAAUUAUCAUACUGGAAAAAAUGUGCUCCGAUAUAUAUUAUUUGAUAGCAACUACACCAUAGAGGAAUAAGUAAGAGAAGAGUUGCAACUCCAUACAUCAGUAAAUGCAAUUGAGCAAAAACAAAAAGCUGAUAAUUCACCUUAUUUGACACUUGGUUGACGGUAGAUGUCACUACAAAUAACUUGCAUUUACUGAUGACAACUCUUUCC